UUCGUAAUUAGUCUUCGUAAAUCCGUAUUUAAUUUAGGUUAAAUAUUUUGUUAAUAUUUUUACUAGACGGUGAUAUUUAAAAUUAUUUUAAAAAUAAACAAUUUGAUUCAGUAUGGUAGAUCCUAAUCGUAAAAUCAAUCGACUGACAGAUAAGGAUAUUCAGUUUUUGGAUGAAUGUCAAGAUGAAUUUGCAAAUCGUUUCACUGAUGAAGAUGUAGAAUUUUCGAAUCACUGUUCUAAACCACUGGCAGAUCCGCCGAUAGUUGAAAACUGGGGAUUUUCUGGAGCCGGUAAUAAUUACCGCGGCGGUGGACAACGGAAUAACUAUGGUGGAGGCAAUCGGUAUAACCGUGGAGGAUGGAAUAAUCGCGGACGGGAUCGUGGUGAACGGGGACAUCGUGGAGGUGGUGGGCCUUACCAAAGACAUAAUAAUAGACGAUACAAUGAAAAGCCCUAUGAUAGAAAUUUCCAUGGUGGCAGUGAACGCGAACGUAGUGAACGCGAUGAACGUCCACACCAGCCAAUGAAUAUACGACGAGACUAUGGGAACUUUGUUCCUGCGUCAAAAGAUUAGUAAUUAAAGAAAUAUGUGGUGCUAGAUUAGGUUUAUUCAAGGCUAUUUCUUUCAAAAUUAUGACAUUUUUUCUUUCAUUAGUCUUAUGAUGAACAAAUAAAUAAUUGCAUGUUUAUAUUAUGAUGUUUCCUCAAAAA
Messenger RNA from Bactrocera neohumeralis, 711 nucleotides. RefSeq names its product RNA guanine-N7 methyltransferase activating subunit. The record is from RefSeq and is a predicted model, not a curated record. Gene Ontology annotation, biological process: RNA 5'-cap (guanine-N7)-methylation. Lineage: Eukaryota; Metazoa; Arthropoda; Insecta; Diptera; Tephritidae. Gene Ontology annotation, molecular function: RNA binding. The coding region runs from base 113 to 574 and encodes 153 amino acids. The transcript has a single exon.